Messenger RNA from Phragmites australis (common reed), 1067 nucleotides. RefSeq names its product nucleoside diphosphate kinase 1. The transcript is spliced from 4 exons. The coding region runs from base 412 to 861 and encodes 149 amino acids. Gene Ontology annotation, molecular function: nucleoside diphosphate kinase activity. Lineage: Eukaryota; Viridiplantae; Streptophyta; Magnoliopsida; Poales; Poaceae. Gene Ontology annotation, biological process: UTP biosynthetic process; GTP biosynthetic process; CTP biosynthetic process. The record is from RefSeq and is a predicted model, not a curated record.
CCACUCCCUGUAGCCCCCCAAGCUCCUCCAUUUUUUUGCAAGAGUAGAAGAAGUGGAGAGAUAAGAUGGUGGAGGAGAAAGAAGAUCUUCGUAACUUCGCUGCAUCGCCACCGGAGUAACAAGCUUCUGCUUCUCCUUGACGGCCUCCGGAUUUCAGAGGGAGAUCCACCAGCAGCCCAUGAACGUCGUACCCAAAGCCUGAACUGGAAGCCCAUCACCCGAUACGGCGGCUACUUUGCCACGGCCCACAAAUCCCGCGAACUCGGUGGGUCGGGCGCGCGCUGCUGCCGAGAAGCCUGGUCUGGCCGGGACCCUGGCUAUAUAUGAGAGAGAACCCUCGCCUAGGGUUCCUUCCUACGCCGCCGACUCGGAAACAAACAAGCAAGCAAACCGUCUCUUGCAAUUACAGGGAUGGAGCAGACCUACAUCAUGAUCAAGCCCGACGGUGUCCAGAGGGGCCUCAUUGGUGAGGUCAUCAGCCGCUUCGAGAAGAAGGGCUUCUACCUCAAGGCCAUGAAGCUUGUGAACGUGGAGAAGUCCUUCGCCGAGAAGCACUACGCCGAUCUGUCUUCGAAGCCCUUCUUCCAGGGCCUCGUGGAGUACAUCAUCUCGGGCCCCGUGGUCGCCAUGGUCUGGGAGGGCAAGAAGGUUGUCGAAACUGGCCGCAAGAUCAUCGGCGCCACCAACCCCCUGGCUUCUGAGCCUGGCACCAUCCGUGGUGACUUUGCUGUGGACAUUGGCAGGAAUGUCAUUCAUGGAAGUGACUCAGUUGAGAAUGCCAGAAAGGAGAUUGCCCUGUGGUUCCCUGAGGGCCUCGCUGAUUGGCAGAGCAGCCAGCACCCCUGGAUCUAUGAGAACUAAGCUGCAAUAGCUUGUCACUUCGAACCUUGAGAGCUUGAGAAUCCAUGGCAGAAGUCAUACUGUUAGCUGCUCUAUUUAGAGUUCGAUGAUAAAAUUGAUAUCAGUAUUCAGAACCUUAUUUGUGUUAACUGAAGUUUUCUUCCUUGGCUUGCAUGUUAUGUAUGCAUGCCCUUUUGCUUAUGAUAUUUCAUAUGCUGUUACCUUUA